Molecule: messenger RNA, 1205 nt
Organism: Aphanomyces astaci
Lineage: Eukaryota; Oomycota; Saprolegniomycetes; Saprolegniales; Verrucalvaceae
Exons: 4
Coding region: 383-1093 (236 amino acids)
Biological process (GO): monoatomic ion transport; serine import into mitochondrion
Cellular component (GO): mitochondrial inner membrane
Molecular function (GO): monoatomic ion transmembrane transporter activity
Source: RefSeq, a predicted model, not a curated record
CUGGUGAUCUACAAGUCGUCGGUCGGCCAGUCACUACACCUCAACAACCACAGCAUCUCGGUGAUGGUCGCAGCUCGCCUCAAUUUGGACGCUCCGCGAUGGGACCAAAGCACGUUUGAAGGCCGCGCCCGGCACUUCUUUACCACGACCAACCCCAUCAACGUCCUCGCCACCGACGAGCAGCUGGACGCCGCGAAAGCCCUCGUACAGCAAUACCAGUACAAACCAUCACCUCCUGUGCUUCUUAUGUAUCCACUACUGGCCAUGUCCGCUCAUUAGAGGCGGCGCGGAACCUGCAGGCACGACCCCUGAACAAGUAUGGGCCGCGAAGCACCUGUAUGACUCGGCGUUUCACCCAGACACUGGCGAGAAGAACUUUAUCAUGGGUCGCAUGUCGUUCCAAGUGCCUGGAAACAUGGUCAUCACGGGGUGUAUGAUGGCAUUCUAUCGAUCCACUCCUGCAGUUGUUUUUUGGCAGUUUAUGAACCAAACGUUCAACUCGAUCGUCAACUACACCAACCGCAAUGCCAGCACCGGGGUCACUACCGACCAACUGCUGCAAGCGUAUGCCGCGGCGUCCACCAUGUCGGUCGCGACCGCCGUCGGGCUCAACAAGUUCAUCGCGUCCCGCCCGUCCCUCAGCGGCGGCAUCGUCGGCCGCCUUGUGCCUCUCAUGGCCGUGGCCGCCGCGAACUGGGUGAACAUCCCCAUGAUGCGCCAGCAAGAACUGUUGCAUGGCAUUGCAGUUGAAACCGCUGAUGGUGAUGUGGUGGGCAAGAGUCAAGCGGCGGCGCAGUCCGCGGUACUCCAAGUCGUGCCGUCGCGCAUCCUGAUGGCUGUACCAGGGAUGGUCAUUCCUCCCUUGGUCAUUGCGAGUUUGGAAAAGGGGCCGUUGAAGCGCAUGCCGGCCUUGUCGGCACCGCUCAUGGUGCUUCUCACAGGGGCGGCAUUGAGUUUCUCGACGCCUUUGUGCUGCGCGCUGUUUCCUCAAAAGAGCGCCAUCGGGACUACUUCCCUCGAACCCGAACUGCAAGAGAUCAUUCGAAAGCGGUUCCCGGAAACCACCGAGUUGUACUACAACAAGGGACUCUAAAACACUGGAGGAAGCAUCGACAUAGAGUGCGCAACGCACGGGCAUCCUUACGAUGUGCUGAUAGCAAAGUAGUAAAUGUGAACAGAAUGUGGCCAUACUAUCUAUGCGUCCA